Messenger RNA from Prunus armeniaca (apricot), 693 nucleotides. The record is from the annotation of a GenBank genome assembly. NCBI's taxonomy places the organism in Eukaryota, Viridiplantae, Streptophyta, Magnoliopsida, Rosales, Rosaceae.
AUGAAGCAGGCGGCAGUCCACGCUAAGGCUGAAUAUUUCAACUCCAAGUCCGGGACUUUGGCACGGCGGGAGGAAUCAGCACAAAAGAGCUAUCCUGGGCAAGAAUCAUCAUACCCUCCCAAGCGGGCUGAUGACUCUUCAGCGGGUCACAAGCGAAAGGACGACCGCGAUAAUCGGCAGGGAAGCUCGAAGAAGGGGCGUGAGAAAUACGGUCACAACGACCACCAAACGCCACUAUCGAAUCACGACCGCGCUCAGGAAGUCUUCACCCUGUUGAAUACUACAUAUGAGGCCGUCUUGAUGAACGAACACGACCAAAUCCCGAAACCAAACAACCGAAAGCCCAAUCGGCAGGACAAUCGGGAUACCGGUAAAUUCUGCCGAUACUACCAGCAUAACAGCCACAACACCGAAGACUGCAUCAGUCUCAGGAAGAUCGUUGAACGCCUGAUUCGGGAAGGAAAACUGGAUCAAUACAUUGCCAGACCACCGCAAGCACCAGCCCCAAACGCGAAUUGGCAAAUCAAUAUGAUCAGCACCAUCAGCGGAGGCACCACUCUGGCAGGACCCUCUAACCGAUCGGUGAAACAAUAUGUGCGUGCCGCUCACUACCCACAAGGUCCCAAAGGUGGGUUGGGAGCCCAUCACCUUUUGCGAAGAAGAGAAAGAAGGGAUCAUUUACCCCCACGAUGA